AAAUGUGUUCGGUAAUAAUUAGUAAACAGCGCAGGUAGUUUGUCCGGUUCACUAUGACACAAUUAAUUUUUUAAGGCAAUCAGGAGUAAAAUCAGCCAAUCACUGCUCUCCGGUUCGAUUGCGUAUUGAUUUGGGUUGAAGCGUCUCCUUUGGCCACCGGUCUGCGCUCAUCUAUCUUACCGACGCUCGGCACAUGUGUGUGUGCGGGAUCUACAGUCCAUGGAUUGUAACUUUGAGUCGGCGGACCUGUGCAGUGAAAGGUGUUUUGUAUGACUAGACGUCGCUGUGACCGGAUACGACGUGGAAUGACAGAAGAAAUUAAGAAAAUGAGAUGAGAGUUUGGCGAAAAGUGCAACUCGAUUGAACGCGCUGCGGCUGGACUUCAUAUUAAUUAACAAAAACACCUUUCAUCUCUUAAAGAUGGGAAGCCAUGUCUGCACUGCGCUCCCAAAAUAAAGGAAUAAUUCACCAAUAACACAACAGGCAACCCGGAUCGAUCAACGAGGCUGAUUGAGGAUUCCACCUCAAGUCUCUAAACUGGAUCCUACUGCUCGCAUCGAUCAGCGGAUUUGAUUGAUCACCUGCAGACACUCAACACCCUCAAAGGGAGAAGAUGCCAUUCCACCAUGUGACGGCAGGCCUGCUCUACAAGGGGAACUACCUGAGCCGCUCACUGUCAGACAGUGACAGUGACGUGCUGGCCAGCAUCUCUGUGGAGGAGCUUGAUGAGAUCCGGGAGGCGUUUAAGGUGCUGGAUCGUGACGGAAACGGGUUCAUUUCCAAACAGGAGCUGGGUAUGGCUAUGCGCUCUCUGGGCUACAUGCCCAGUGAGGUUGAGCUGGCCAUCAUCAUGCAGAGACUAGACAUGGAUGGUGAUGGACAGGUUGAUUUCGAGGAGUUUAUGACCAUCCUAGGACCCAAACUCCUGUCCUCUGAAACGAGAGAAGGCUUCCUGGGCAGCACAAUAGAUACCAUCUUCUGGCAGUUCGACAUGCAGCAAAUCACCCUGGAGGAGCUGAAACACAUCCUGUUCUACGCCUUCCGCGAUCACCUGACCAUGAAGGACAUUGAGAACAUCAUCAUCAACGAGGAGGAGAGCCUGAAGGAAAACUCUGGAAACUGUCAGACGGAGUUUGAGGGAGUUCACCCUUCAAAGAAGAAUCGCCAGACGUGCGUGAGGAAGAGCCUCAUAUGCGCCUUUGCCAUGGCAUUCAUCAUCAGCGUCAUGCUCAUCGCAGCCAAUCAGAUGCUGAGGAACGGCAUGGAGUAGCUGAGCCCACUGUGAACAGGGAACAAGCCAGCCUGCAUGUGCAUGCCAGUGGGUGAGGUCAUAUCCCUGUUGAUAGGAAAAGGACUACAAGGAAUAAUACUCAAAAUAAUCGACAAAAUCCAUUUUUAAAGUUAUUCUUAGUUUUUUGAACGAGUGGCGCCUCUCCAUGUGACGUCCAAUGAAACCGUGAAGCCAGCAUGAGGAGUGAUGCAGGACUCCUCCCCCUUUACUCUGACAGGGACACUCAAGGGCUGACAUUACACAUGAUACUCUGUCGUGUCUGUUUCCCUGAUGCAAUAAAAAAAUGUAACAAAAAAAAGUGCAGGAGUUCAGAGCUUUUCCAGCAGGCGAGAUGUGACGUGUGUGUCUGCAGAUCUGUCACCCACCAGGAGUCUGAUGAGCUACCAGAGCUGCAGUCUGGGCCCCGAAAGAGAACAAUUGCCCUCUUAUUAUAGUUCCUGGAGGCAUGAUGGCAGCGCUCGCCGCCACUCAAGCAGAAGGAUCUGUACACAUCAGGCGGACAGCUCCUGGAGCUCCCAUGGUGCUACGAUACUUCAGCUCUCCAACUUUCUAUUUUCAACUACUGUGACUGUGGGCUGGUAUGAGGUGCUGGCAUCAGUUCAUCGGCCCUACACACCAAGCAGUCAAGCGAGCAAAACGUUAAAUGUUAACUCCAGGCUGGUGUUUUGGCCUGUGAUAUUCAUGAAUGAACACAGAAGCUCUGAAAGUUUGAACACUGGACACUGUUCAGGGUGCAAAGAAAAGGUUUCUGUGUUCUAUUAAAGGAAAGAAAAUCCACCCUUUUAGUGUUCACUCUGUUCUAUAUCAUCACUCUGUGGUGUUCAGUGCACUCCAGGAGUGAUUUUGCAAGGUGAUUUAAUUCAGCUUUCUCUCACUCUGCCUCAUCUACUUCUGCCUCAGUUGGUGAUUUUCUACAUUUCCCCAAAUGACUUUGGACAACCCCCAGAGAUGAAGUGUGAAACCAUUGCAUUCAAAGACAAUGGAAGAGCAAAAUAACACAAGGUUUUCCAAUCGACAGAACCUGAAUAGAUUUAGUCUAAAUCAUAGAUGCUCAACUUGCUCUGCCCAGGGGCUACUUUUGCAAAAUAUUCACAAGGCCAGGGAAGAGUUAUUAAAUAAACAUUAAUAAUAUUUGUCAGAUUAAAUGAAUGGACAAUGCAAAUCCAGUCGCAGCAGCCCUGCAUGGGUCAGAUGUAGGCAAGGGUGUUUCUAGGAUUUGAGGACAUUCAGGACCUCUUUCGGGGGGUCUGGGGGAUCCUUUCCCUGGCACUUUCUUUUCAUAAUUAAGCUCUACUUCAGUGUUUUGUAUUAACUAAGGCACACCAGUUACAGUCUAAGUACAAACAAUUUUUUUUAGUGUGAAUCAGUUUAAUACCAUUGUGAAAUAGAAAAAAACUGGCGGGUCCUCCGGCUCCACUUCAUCACAUUUUUCCUAUUUUCCUAUUAGUUGUUGAAUAUAUGUUGCCACGUAAUCUGGGUUUGGCCAGUUGUCUGUGAAUAUAAAGGCCCAGGAUCACCAAAGCAACAUCAGAACUUGCGGCAAUGAAGGCCGACUGUUGCGUCGCCUCAAGUCACCUGUGUCUCGGCCAAAAAGUUUCACUUGAACAAAAUACAAAGAUACAGCCAACAGCCAACUAGCACGUACGUUCUGCACCUGCGCAGGAGGACAUAACUCUCCAGCAGCAAGUGGCUGUAGACUGUAUUCAUCAUCCAAAAAGGGAAACCGAGAGGCCAACAGGACGGUUCAAGACGCUAGAUGGCCCGUUAGCACACUAACAACACAACCUAACCUUACUAGUGAACAAUAACACAAUUAUGAACCAUUCUGCUAAAGAGCUCAGUGGCUAAAAAAAACCAA
Epinephelus lanceolatus (giant grouper) is the source of this 3149-nucleotide messenger RNA. RefSeq names its product calneuron 1 (gene caln1). Gene Ontology annotation, molecular function: calcium ion binding. Gene Ontology annotation, cellular component: trans-Golgi network membrane. The record is from RefSeq and is a predicted model, not a curated record. Lineage: Eukaryota; Metazoa; Chordata; Actinopteri; Perciformes; Serranidae.